UAUAUUGUUUGUGAUAAUCCACGUGAGGAUUGUGUCGAAAAAGUGAAAGAUUAUAUGACAAAAAUUAACAAUGAACUGGACCGAUUAUCGGAAGACAAAACAACGGAUGUACGGGAAGUUGUGCCAGAAAGCGUGAUCCGCGCCGAUGAGACAUUCAUGAGUUAUAUUCGAGAACACAAUGAAAAUACGGCGAAAAGACAGACGCACUAUUUGACCAAAUACAAAAUUUUUGCCCAAAAUGCGGGACAGCUGGAUAAGGAUCAAGAAAAAUUACGUGAGGAAUGCCUGCGUUAUUGGAAGAUUCCGGAUAUCACCAAAAAAAGGCCAUCUGAAAUGCACGAAUCAUUGAAUAGUGCAGUGAGUCGUCUCAUCAAACAGGUAAUCGAAUUCGAGGAUAUGCGACGUCAACCACCACCACUAACGCAUAGUGUUUUGUCUUCGGAUAAUGCCAGUAGAAUUCGAUAUGCCGAAUUACGAAUGUGUGCGCUCACUGAAAAAGAUCUCCCUGUCCUACUUCUUUCUGUUGUAAGCAAAUUUUUGCUUUUUUCCAAGCCUCAGAUGUAGGG
Molecule: messenger RNA, 566 nt
Organism: Gongylonema pulchrum
Lineage: Eukaryota; Metazoa; Nematoda; Chromadorea; Rhabditida; Gongylonematidae
Source: the annotation of a GenBank genome assembly